AUGGAACGUAAAAGGAAAUCCAUUUUUUCAACCUCCGCUAAGACUUAUACCAAGGAAGCUAGGGUAAAGGUUGAUAACCCGGCCUUGGAUAACAGUGCUUUGGACAGGGACAAGAUUAGAUCUCGUUUUACUGUGAUAUCAGAUCUUUUGAGUGAUACUCUUGGAACUUACCGUCGCCUACAAGCUCGUGAUGCCGAAGUUAGCCCUGAUACCCUCAAGGCAACAUUUGAGCUAGAGGAGGCCCUACGUCGCGCAAAGAACCAUUUAUCCACUGCAAGUGCUCGCAAUGGCCAUAUUUCGGCUGACUCCUCAGCUGAAGCAGUAAGCAUGCAAGGAAUUUUGCCCGUAUUACCUCCUAUUGUGGAUAAAGUCCUGAAAAGAGCUGUUUUCACGCAUCCGGGUGUGAGCAACGACACCGAGAAAACCUACGAUCGACUUGAAAUCCUCGGAGAUGCCUAUAUAGAACUGAUUGCUACAAAGCUCAUAUGGAAAAGGUUUCAAGAAAUUCCUUCAGGGCGAAUCUCACAGAUCAGAGAACUCCUGGUAAAGAAUGAAACUCUAGCCGAGUAUGCAACGGGAUAUGGUCUUGACAGCAAGGCUGCUGUACCACAGGACUACUUGAAGCAACCAAAACGGUGGACAAAGACCAGGGCAGACAUUUUCGAGGCCUAUGUAGCCGCAGCCAUCAUAUCUGACCCAGUUGAUGGCUACAGGGUGGUUGAAAAUUGGCUGACGCAGCUAUGGCUUCCGAAGCUCUCGGAACUUGGUUAUCAGAAGCCCAUUUUGAAUGCAAAGGAAAUACUUGCUAGAAAGAUCAUGGGUAAGGGAAUCAAAUUGCGGUACAUUGAUGAACAUCCUCCAGCCCAGCAAAGUCCGGGGGUGCAGACUUUUUUCGUUGGGGUAUAUCUUACUGGAUGGGGCUGGGACAAUAAACAUCUUGGGUCUGGCCAGGGUCCUAACAAGACGAUCGCAGGGAACGAAGCAGCACAUCAAGCUCUAUUAAAUGAGCGAAUGGUAGAGGAAAUUACUUUUGCUAAGAGAGCUCAUGAGGCAACCAAAGAUUAA
Molecule: messenger RNA, 1065 nt
Organism: Aspergillus caelatus
Lineage: Eukaryota; Fungi; Ascomycota; Eurotiomycetes; Eurotiales; Aspergillaceae
Product: ribonuclease III
Exons: 2
Coding region: 1-1065 (354 amino acids)
Biological process (GO): rRNA processing; primary miRNA processing; regulation of gene expression
Cellular component (GO): nucleus
Molecular function (GO): ribonuclease III activity; double-stranded RNA binding
Source: RefSeq, a predicted model, not a curated record